Messenger RNA from Dama dama (fallow deer), 3110 nucleotides. It is a transcript of the gene VWCE, whose product is annotated as von Willebrand factor C and EGF domains. Gene Ontology annotation, cellular component: cytoplasm. The coding region runs from base 19 to 2868 and encodes 949 amino acids. Gene Ontology annotation, biological process: cellular response to virus. The transcript is spliced from 20 exons. The record is from RefSeq and is a predicted model, not a curated record. Gene Ontology annotation, molecular function: protein binding; calcium ion binding. NCBI's taxonomy places the organism in Eukaryota, Metazoa, Chordata, Mammalia, Artiodactyla, Cervidae.
GACCCGCCGCCGCCGGUCAUGUGGGCCGGACUGCUCCUCCGGGCCGCCUGCGUCGCGCUCCUGCUGCCGGGCAUCCCGGCCCGCGGCUAUACCGGGAGGAAGACGCCGGGGCACUUCGGGGCCGAGAGACGCCGGCUGGGCCCCCACGUCUGCCUCUCGGGGUUCGGGAGUGGCUGCUGCCCUGGCUGGGCGCCCUCCAUGGGCAGUGGGCACUGCACCCUUCCCCUCUGCUCCUUUGGCUGUGGGAGUGGCAUCUGCAUCGCUCCCAAUGUCUGCUCCUGCCAGGACGGAGAGCAAGGGCCCACCUGCCCAGAAGCCCACGGAGCCUGCGGGGAAUACGGCUGUGACCUCACCUGUAACCAUGGUGGCUGUCAGGAGGUGGCCCGAGUGUGCCCCGUGGGCUUCUCCAUGACCGAGACAGCGGUUGGCAUCAGGUGUACCGACAUCGAUGAAUGUUUAAGCUCCUCUUGCGAGGGCCACUGCGUGAACACGGAAGGCGGGUUCGUGUGCGAGUGUGGGCCGGGCAUGCAGCUGUCUGCGGACCGCCACAGCUGCCAAGACACCGAUGAAUGCCUUGGGAGCCCCUGCCAGCAGAGAUGUAAAAACAGCAUUGGCAGCUACAGGUGCUCCUGUAGAACUGGCUUCCAUCUCCAUGGCAACAGGCACUCCUGUGUAGAUGUAAACGAGUGUCGGAGGCCCCUGGAGAGGAGAGUCUGCCACCAUUCCUGCCACAACACCGUGGGCAGCUUCCUGUGUACCUGCCGACCUGGCUUCAGGCUCCGGGCUGACCGAGUGUCCUGCGAAGCUUUCCCCAAAGCCGUGCUGGCCCCAUCUGCCAUCCUGCAGCCUCUGCAGCACCCUCCUAAGAUGCUGCUGCUGCUUCCAGAGGCAGGCCGGCCCGCCCUCUCCCCCGGGCACAGCCCUCCUUCCGGGGCUCCGGGGCCCCCGACUGGAGUCAGGAGCACACGACCACCACCUCCCACACCUGCACUGCCCACAUCCUCCCCUUCUGCCCCGACGCCGCUGCUGUCCACCCCGGUGGCCACCCCCGUGCCGCAUCCCUCUCUGCUGGGAACCCUCAGACCUCCCGCACAACUCCAGGAGAAGACGGCGGUGACCCCUCCCUUACCCAGGGGCCCUGAGACCACACGGCUGGCACCAGGACCUUCUGCCUGUUGGCACCUAGGGGCCACAUAUGAGUCAGGGAGCCGCUGGACAGAGCCUAGCUGUUCCCAGUGCUGGUGUGAGGAUGGGGAGGUGACCUGUGAAAAGGUGACGUGUGAAGCUGCUUGCUCCCACCCGAUUCCCUCCAGAGAUGGAGGGUGCUGCCCAUCGUGUACAGGUUGUUUUCACAGUGGCGUCGUCCGGGCUGAAGGGGACGUUUUUUCACCUCCCAACCAGAACUGCACCAUCUGUGUCUGUCUGGCUGGAAACGUGUCCUGCAUCUCCCCCGAGUGUCCCCCCGACCCCUGCCAGGCCUCCCCGAAGUCGGACUGCUGUACUUGUGUCCCAGUGAGGUGCUACUUCCACGGCCGGUGGUACGCAGACGGGGCUGUGUUCAGUGGGGGUGGUGAUGAGUGUACCACCUGUGUCUGCCAGAAUGGGGAGGUGGAAUGUUCCUUCACUCCAUGUCCGGAACUGGACUGCCCCCGCGAGGAGUGGUGGCUGGGCCCCGGGCAGUGCUGCUAUGCUUGCAGGGAACCCGUGCCCAUGACAGGCUGCUCUCUCGAUGACAACGGGGUUGAGUUUCCGGUUGGACAGAUCUGGUCUCCCGGUGAUCCUUGUGAGUUAUGCAUCUGCCAGGCAGAUGGCUCAGUGAGCUGCAAGAGGACAGACUGUGUGGACUCCUGCCCUCACCCGAUUCGAAUCCCCGGACAGUGCUGCCCAGACUGUUCGGCAGGCUGCACCUACACAGGCAGAAUCUUCUACAACAACCAGACCUUCCCCUCUGUGCUGGACCCGUGUCUGAGCUGCAUCUGCCUGCUGGGCUCCGUGGCCUGCUCGCCAGUGGACUGCCCCAUCACCUGCUCCUACCCUUUCCACCCUGAUGGCGAGUGCUGUCCCGUGUGCCAAGACUGCAACUACGAGGGGAGGAAGGUGGGGAACGGCCAGGUGUUCACCUUGGACGAUGAGCCCUGUACCCAGUGCGUAUGCCAGCUGGGAGAGGUUACCUGCGAGAAGGUGUCCUGCCAGCAGGCCUGCUGGGACCGCACCAUGCCCCGCAGGGACUGCUGCGCCUCCUGUCCAGAGUCCCUGGAGGAGAGCCGGGCACUCUCCCCUCGUGGAGACGUGGAGCUCAGCAAAGCAGCCCGGAGCCCCCGUGGAGACCCCGAGGCCCCCGUCAACUGCAGCUCCUGCCCAGGGCCCCCAGCGGUGCCCCCUCAGAAGCCAGCGCUCCAGCUCCUCCAGCUCCUCCUGAGAACGAACCUGUCUAACACCCAGACUUUACCUGUGAGCCCCUCGGGAGCCCAGGCCUCACCCUCACCGUCUUCGAGGCCAGGGGUGUCCGGGGCCUCCCAGCCUCCUCAGCCCUCAUUGGGGCCUCCCAUCCCUCCAGGAGCCUCCUCUCUACCUCCAGCCUCUCCCAGGGCUCCCGGAUCAUCUCCUUUGACUCCAGCGCUCCCGUCCUCCGCCUCCGGGGCCCACUCAGUGUCCAGACGGCCUUCUCUGCCUGCCGCCGUCCCGCGUGGAGCCUCAUCCCUUUCCACGAUGGGCCCCGGCGCCUCAGAGACCCCCGUCACUGUCCUCAGGCCUCGCAGGUCCUCUCCAGCCAUCUCCAGACUCUCUGCAGCCCUCGCGGCCACGGCCAGCCCCGGCCCCCGGCAGCCCACCCUGGGGACCUCACAGGAGGAGGAGUCCACGGUGUAAGCAGGCCUCCGCUUCAGGGUCAUGCCUGGGACACGUGGGACAGAGAAGACUCUGCCGGCGGCCCUGGGAGCUUGCAGGGCCGCUCUGGGGACCAACGAGGCUGCUGAUCCUGCAGGACUCCUGGUAGCGCUGGAAAAUGCUCAGGGCCUGAUGUAGCCGUGCUCCCAGGAAGCAUUUGGGAUGUACUGUGGAAUCCAGCAACAUGUUCUCCAUGGCCAGCCUCCUGCCUGGACCGUGGCCUG